Geodia barretti is the source of this 951-nucleotide messenger RNA. Lineage: Eukaryota; Metazoa; Porifera; Demospongiae; Tetractinellida; Geodiidae. The record is from the annotation of a GenBank genome assembly.
AUGGUUGCUAAGCUGACAUACAAGGGCAUUCUGGACACCAUCGGCAACACGCCGACGGUUGAAUUGCAGCGCUUGAGUCCCAAGCCGGAAGUGCGCAUAUUCGCCAAGCUGGAGGGCUCCAAUCCCACCGGCAGCGUCAAAGACCGCAUUGCCCUCAAGAUGAUCGAGAUGGCGGAGGCCGAUGGCGAGCUCGGAGGCUCCCGUACCAUUCUUGAGCCGACCAGCGGCAACACCGGCAUUUCCCUCGCCAUGAUCGGCCGGAUGAAGGGCUACAAGGUCGCCGUGGUGAUGCCGGAGAAUGUUAGCAUUGAGCGGGUCCAGCUGCUUGAGGCCUACGGCGCCGAGAUCAUCUCCUCCGAUGGCACCCGCGGCACCAAUGGUUCCAUCGAGGUGGCCCAGGACCUCAUAGAGAAACGUCCCCACGACUACAUAAUGAUGUACCAGUAUGGGAACAGCGGAAACCCGGGGGCGCAUUACGAGACAACGGGGCCGGAGAUUGUCGAGGCCGUACCCGAUGUGGAGAUGUUCGUUGGCGGCCUGGGCACCGGCGGAACGCUGAUGGGUGUGGCCCGUCGGCUCAAGGAAUACAACCCGGCGGUCAAGAUCGUAGCCGUGGCCCCUGAACCCGAGGACUUCAUCUCAGGGCUGCGCAGCCUCGAGGAUGGAUUCAUCCCGCCGAUUCUGGACAUCAACCUGCUGGACUCCCGCAUGCUGGUGGGAAGCCUUGAGGCUUUCCAGACCACCAAGCGCCUGUUGACCGAAGAGGGCAUCUUCGCAGGCGUGUCCUCCGGAUCGGUCGUCUACGGUGCCAUUCGCCAAGCCGAGCGGAUGGAGCGCGGGUCCAUCGUCUGCUUGCUGGCCGACGGUGGCUGGAAAUACCUGAGCACCGCCUUGUGGACUCGCGACUACGACCAACUGUUUGAGGAAUCCAAAGGCAAGAUAUGGUGGUAA